AUGGUUUUAUCUAAAGGUAAAUUCAAAUGGAGUAAUAAUGAUAAAUCAACUGAACCGGCAAUACUUCAUCAAAGACAGUCAAAGUUAGAUUUGCUCGACACCACAACCUUCACAUCAUUUCCCGCACCAGAACUGAUUAAAGAAAUAAAUAAACCUAGUGAAGACAUGCUUAGGAUCAGAUCCAAUGUGAGGCAGCGAUCUGUAGAAAGGAUAAAUAGUCGAUCCACACGUUCAAAAUCCCGGUCAACCUUAGGUGAUAGUAAGACAAUCAUAGAAGCGAAAGAUAUACCCAAUCAAAAUCCUAAAUCUGAAACGAACUUUAAUUUUAUGACAUCAUUGGGUUCUGCGGAAUACACAGCUAACCACAUUUCUAAAAAUGAGACACCUCCCUCGUCAUGUGAUCAUGAAAGCCCAUUCUAUGACUACAGACUUCUAUUGGAAGAAAAAGAUGCUUCAAUCUGGAAAAUAGAAACAGUGAAAGAAGACUCGAGUACGGCUGAUACAAAAGUAAAACCACAACAAAAUGAAGGUGGUAGUCAGUUGAAGCCAAUCAUAAGUUCUGACAUGUACAUUCAAUCAAUUUAUGAUGAGCUAUACAAAAGUGAGGAAGUUAGUAUUGAAAUAAAGUGCUCGUCUUGUUUUAAGCCUGUGUUUGAAAAUCAUGAGUAUAUUAAUAAGAUACUAGAUCUGAAGGCCAUAAUAUGCGAGGAUUGCAUGAAUAUACGAUAUCAACCAAACGAAAGUUUCAAUAAAAGCGUAUCUCAAUUUUCAACUUUCGAGAUAGAAGAUUUCACUGAACUGAAUAGUACCAACAACACAGUUCAAAUUUACCUUGAGAGUACAGCAAAUGAAAAUGAAGAUGAGAUAACUGAUAAUGGAAGGCCACAGGAAAUACGAUUUUUCAGUAAUAACGACAGUAAUAUUACGGAAUUUGUGAACCAAGGACUAAAUAGUGUCAUAAAAAGAUUAAAAGAAAUAGAACGAAAAGAUUUGAAAAUUCGGCAUUCUAUUGCUGACUUUAGGCAGGUCCAACAGAUGCAGAGACACAGAAAUGGAUCUCUAUCACUAUGGGGUACAAUUAAACACAUGUUUUUGAAAUCAAACUAUGUUUGA
Molecule: messenger RNA, 1113 nt
Organism: Pichia kudriavzevii
Lineage: Eukaryota; Fungi; Ascomycota; Pichiomycetes; Pichiales; Pichiaceae
Exons: 1
Coding region: 1-1113 (370 amino acids)
Source: RefSeq, a predicted model, not a curated record